This is a messenger RNA of Ustilago hordei, 2841 nucleotides long. RefSeq lists its product as uncharacterized. The transcript is spliced from 3 exons. NCBI's taxonomy places the organism in Eukaryota, Fungi, Basidiomycota, Ustilaginomycetes, Ustilaginales, Ustilaginaceae. Gene Ontology annotation, molecular function: transmembrane transporter activity. Bases 1 to 2841 code for a protein of 946 amino acids. Gene Ontology annotation, biological process: transmembrane transport. The record is from RefSeq and is a predicted model, not a curated record.
AUGACGAGACACACACUGCACAGAGAUGUCGCCUGUGUCUGUGCUUGUUGGUUGUCAAAGCAGCAGAGUAUCGGACUGAAGUAUACUAGCAGCAGGCUUAGACCAAGAAGCAGCCUUCUGAGAACCACAUACUUAGUUCCGCCGAGGCAGCGAUCUCAUGGUGAGAGGAGCGGUGCAGCCGUCUCUUUCACAAGCUCAGACCGCCACCGCUUCCCAAGUCUUAGAGAGAGCAACUUGUGUUCGUAUGAUCUACCCGAGACGCAUGCUUCUGCGUCCUCCUCCACCAUCAACCCUCGCCCUUGCGUCGCUCCACUCGAAUCAGCAUCCACUCUCUUUCUUCCGCCAUCCAGCCGAGCAUCUUGCACCAUCGUUACACUGUCUUUCCUCUUGUACUUCCUGGCCCUGUUUUCGCUUUUCGCUCCCAGCGACACUCUUUUGGUCCGCAAAGCUCCAGCUGAGUUUGCACUAAGCCUAUCCAUAACCGAGUCUUCAACCCGGCAACUAUACCCCUCAAGAAUGCCAAGCCGCCCCGCCGACAAGACUAGUGAAGAUGGCGAGCGUAUUGUUGGUCGGAGCCAAGUCUCCGAGGUCGAACAAGAGGAAGAGGGGAUAGAGGAAGAGGGGAUAGAGGAAUGGGAUCACGGCCUAGAGUUGAUUUCGGUCUACUCGUGCGCUGUGUCUCCUGCCAAUGUGAGCGGUUGGGAUAGCUUUGAUAGUCGAUACACCAUUACCGUGAACACUUUGAAUCGCAAGCAUUUCAGUAGUCCGCGGGAGCAAGAAGAUGCAAGACUGGCUUGGCAAGAGUUGCAGAGGGUCAGCAGUGGUAGCAAGCAGCACCCUCUGCAAGCAUUGCCGAUAACACCUCGUCGCAGUAACAGACCUUUUCCUCUCGCUCCUUCCACCAGUAUCACCCAGACCUUGGACUCGACUCCAUCAACCUUCCAUCUCCGCCCCGGCUGGCAGGUACGUCUACUACCACCAUCUUCGCUCGAUCGCAAACGCGAAAAGUGGUACGUCAACAUGGACGAGAAAAUCAUCCCAACCUACCCUUCCUCUCCCUCGCCUUGCGCUUCUGAGCAUAAGCAUCCGGAUACACCGACUAGCUACAGUACUCCUUAUAGCACUCAUGACUCCAUUUCUCGCACCCCUGUUAGGGGUCCCGAUACCGGCGAUAGCAGCAGUGUGGUGGACGUCGAAGAUGAGCAGAGAAAAGUAAAGAAAGAUUGGCGGUUUUGGAUGAUUUUCACUGCUUUGCUGCUUAUUGCUUUCUGCGCAGCGCUGGACAUGACAAUGAUCAGCACGGCCCUUCCAGCCAUCGUCGGCUCCCUGCCCCCUUCCACUAUCGCAGCAAACUGGAUCACCUCGGCGUUCCUUCUUCCCAUGGUCGCUUCGCAACCUGUCUUUGGCGGGCUUGCAUCUUCGAUCGGACGCAAACGCUCGAUCAACACGGCACUCAUAAUCUUCCUCGUCGGCUCUGUCGUUUGUGCUUGCGCCAAAUCUCUUCUCCUUCUCGUCGUGGGACGUGGAAUCCAAGGCUUGGGCGGAGGAGGAAUCCAUGCGAUGUGCGAGAUUAUCAUGUCCGAUCUGACCACCCUUCGAGAGAGAGGCUUGUUUUUCGGAUUGAUCGCAUUAGUGUUUGCCGUUGCUGGAUUCGUUGCGCCGGUACUGGGUGGUGCGUUCAGUCAGAGUAGUUGGCCUUGGAUCUUCUGGAUUAAUCUUCCCAUUGGAGCUGUUGCUCUAUUGCUCUUGGUGCUGUUCCUCAACAUCAAGGUGCCGCUACUGACGGGGAAGGAAAAGUGGCAGAAGUUGGAUGUGGUUGGAAACACGAUCCUCUUCGGUUCUGUAACUUCGAUUCUGAUUGCAGUUACGGAGGGUGGGAUCAAGUACAAGUGGAGCGAUCAUCGAAUUUGGGUCCCGCUGGUCGCCGGAUUGAUCGGUAUGGUAGCAUUCUUGGCUGUUGAGUGGAUUCCAAAUAGAUUGGCCAGGAAAGCCGUCUUCCCCUUGGACUUGUUCCAGAACAGGACAGCAGCCUUGAGCUACUUGCAAACCUUCAUGCACGGUAUCAUCUUUUACGGCGUCAUUUAUAUGGUCCCCAUCUAUUUCCAAGCUAUCAAAGACCGUACUCCGCUUCAGUCUGCAAUUUGGUCCUUCCCGCUCACAGCGCCAUCAUUCCCCAUUGCUAUGGCCGCCGGAAUCUCGCUUUCUGUGACGGGAAAGUACAAGCUGCUUAUCUUCAUCGGCUGGGCCCUCAUGGCCGGUGGCGUGGGCUGGAUCACACACUGGCGCGUUGCCACCACCAAAGCCGAAUGGGCUCUAUCCCAAAUCGUCGCAGGUGCCGGACUGGGUAUUCUAUUCCCCAUCACCCUUCCUCCAAUCCAAGCUGCUCUUCCAGCACACCGUCUCGAAGCAGCCACUGCCGCCUACGCCUUCACUAGGACGUUUGGUGCCGUAUGGGGAAUCACAGGCGCAACCACAAUCUUCUCCACUACCGCUGCCAAGAAUCUCGGCCCCUAUUAUCCGCAGCUCAACCCACUAGGUCUCAACGACUUUACACUGGUAGCUUACUCCGAACACCUUCGUGAUCUACCCGAACCACUGCAGGGAAUAGUAAAGGAGAUCUAUGCGGAUGCAAUCGCGAAGAGCUACUGGCUGUUCGUUCCACUAGCUAUCAUUGGCUUUGUGACGACAGUGGGCAUCGAGCCGUUGCCCCUGCCGGACUUUAUCAAGAGCGAGGCCAAGAUGGAAAGCAAGGAAGAUGCUAUUCCUGCCUUGGAGGAGGUAGGGAGGAGUGCAGUUGGGGGUACGGUGGGGCAGGCGGAGAUGCCCAGUACCAUGCCUUGA